CUCGAAUCGCAAAACCACUCACUCACAUCUUUCAAUCUUUCACUCUCUGUAAUUUUGUUAAAGCCUCAAUUGAUCUGAUGUCGAAACCAUCCACACCACAGCCAUCAAACACUCUUCUACUUCGUAGGCAGCUCACUGAGCUCACGAAGCACCCGGUUGAGGGGUUCUCUGCAGGACUUGUCGAUGACAACAAUCUUUACGAAUGGGAGAUCAUGAUAAUCGGGCCUCCGGACACCCUGUAUGAAGGAGGGUUCUUCAAGGCUCGGCUUUCUUUUCCUUCAGAGUACCCUCUCCAACCGCCAAAGAUGCGGUUUAUCACGCCCAUGUGGCACCCAAACAUUUACGCCGACGGUGUAGUUUGCAUCUCUAUUUUGCAUGCUCCGGGUGACGAUCAGUACGGCUAUGAAGAUGCCGGUGAACGAUGGAUGCCUGUCCACACAGUGGAAACAAUUCUCGUGAGCGUCAUAUCGCUACUGUCCUCCGAGACCCCAAACACGGACAGCCCAGCUAACGUGGAUGCCGCCAAAGAAAUUCGCACGGACCAUGCUGCUUACAAGAAGAAAGUACGACGUCUGGUACGUAAGAGUGCAGAGGAGGCUUUUGAUUAAUUCAUCUCCAUCCUCCCUACAUUUUCACCCAUCUGUUAUACUCCUGUUUCGUAGUCUUUGUGUUACUAGUUGCUCCAUCGUAUAAGUACCUACGAGUUUAUUAAGACCUUGUCAAUACCUGAAACAGACACUUGGUCUGAUACCUGAUCACGUGA
Suillus bovinus is the source of this 763-nucleotide messenger RNA. Its product is annotated as ubiquitin-conjugating enzyme. NCBI's taxonomy places the organism in Eukaryota, Fungi, Basidiomycota, Agaricomycetes, Boletales, Suillaceae. Bases 78 to 608 code for a protein of 176 amino acids. Gene Ontology annotation, biological process: protein polyubiquitination; proteasome-mediated ubiquitin-dependent protein catabolic process. Gene Ontology annotation, molecular function: ubiquitin conjugating enzyme activity. The transcript has 8 exons. The record is from RefSeq and is a predicted model, not a curated record.